AUGUCUGUUUCGCAGAAACUCUUCUUCAGUUUUACUCGUAAUUUUUAUUGUCGUUCUUCUCGAGCUCUCUUUCCUGCCGGGAACUCCCUUUAUCUUUCCCAUUUCACAAGUUCAUCGUUCUUUGUAUCAUCCAUGCCCCGCAAACAGCGAAGAGGUGGUUCUAAAGAACACAGGUGGAUAGAGGAGCCUAAUUCCGAUUGGCCAUCUACCUCGUCCUCAUUGACCGAAGACAUCUCAAAUGAAACUGCUGAAGUUAUCACCAAUAAACUUAACUCUUUGAGCGUUGCAGAACACAGUGGGCAAUCUGCUGUUUCAGUACCGGCUCUACAGUUUGGGAGUGUUGGGUUGAUGAACCAUGCUCCUGUUCAGGGCCAGAAAGCAAUAUGGAAGCCCGAGGUAUAUGGAACUGCAAUUGGAGCCACUACAGUACAAGUUGAUAAAGCUCCAGCUGAUCAAACUACGGUGCUGGAUAAUGGAACUCAGACAGCAUCAAGUGGGAAACAUGAUGCUGUUCUGAGUAAGUUGUUCAAAGGAAAUUUAUUGGAAAAUUUUACUGUGGACAACACCACAUAUUCACUUGCACAAAUUAGAGCAACAUUUUAUCCAAAAUUUGAAAACGAGAAGUCUGAUCAAGAGAUUAGGACACGAAUGAUAGAAAUGGUUUCCAGGGGCUUAGCUACAUUGGAGGUUUCACUUAAGCACUCUGGAUCCCUUUUCAUGUAUGCUGGACAUGAGGGUGGAGCUUAUGCCAAGAACAGCUACGGGAACAUUUAUACUGCUGUUGGCGUCUUUGUACUUGGACGUAUGUUCCGUGAGGCAUGGGGUUCACAAGCCAGCAAGAAGCAAUCUGAGUUCAAUGAGUUCCUUGAGCAAAACCGCAUGUGCAUAUCAAUGGAGCUGGUUACUGCUGUAUUAGGAGACCAUGGGCAACGUCCUCGAGACGAUUAUGUGGUUGUGACUGCCGUCACAGAAUUGGGUUCUGGAAAACCAAAAUUCUAUUCGACACCCGAUGUUAUCACUUUCUGUAGGAAAUGGCGGCUGCCAACAAACCAUGUGUGGUUAUUCUCAACAAGGAAGUCCGUGACAUCAUUUUUUGUGGCUUAUGAUGCACUCUGUGAAGAAGGAACUGCUACUCCUGUUUGCAAGGCUCUUGAUGAAGUUGCAGAUAUAUCUGUACCAGGAUCGAAAGACCAUGUAAGAGUGCAGGGUGAAAUAUUGGAGGGUCUAGUGGCUCGCAUAGUAAGCCAUGAGAGCUUGAAACAUAUGGAACAAAUUUUGAGUGACUUUCCUCCACCACCAUUAGAGGGAGAUGGCCAGGAUUUGGGACCUAGCCUGAGGGAGAUAUGCACAGCAAAUAGAACUGAUGAGAAACAGCAAAUAAAGGCACUUCUUGAGUGUGUUGGGACGUCUUUCUGCCCAAAUUAUAUGGAUUGGUUUGGAAAUGAAGCCUCUGAUUCUCAUUCAAGAAAUGCAGAUCGAUCUGUAGUGUCAAAAUUUUUGCAAGCACAUCCAGCAGAUUAUUCCACCACCAAACUGCAGGAAAUGGUUCGUUUGAUGAGGGAAAAGCGAUUUCCUGCUGCUUUUAAGUGUUAUCACAACUUCCAGAAGAUAAAUUGUGUCUCAAGUGAUAAUCUUCAUUUCAAGAUGGUAAUUCAUGUACACAGCGACUCAGCCUUUCGCCGGUACCAGAAAGAGAUGAGGUUCAAGCCAGAAUUGUGGCCGCUAUAUCGAGGGUUUUUUGUCGAUCUAAAUUUAUUCAAGGCUAAUAAGGAGAGAGCAGCAGAAUUUGCCAAGGAAAGUGAUGCUGUAUUGAAAACUAUGAAUGAAAGCAACGGUGCAUCUGGAAAAGAUGGUUUAGCUGAUGAAGACGCAAACCUGAUGAUCAAGUUAAAAUUUCUUACAUACAAGAUAAGGACGUUUCUCAUACGGAAUGGCUUGUCAAUUCUUUUCAAAGAAGGUCCGGCCGCAUACAAGGCCUACUACUUGAGGCAAAUGAAGAUAUGGAAUACAUCAACUGCGAAGCAAAGGGAGCUCAGCAAGAUGCUGGAUGAAUGGGCUGUAUUCAUACGUAGAAAAUAUGGACAUAAACAGCUGUCAUCGUCUAUAUACCUUAGCGAAGCUGAGCCUUUCCUUGAACAGUAUGCUAAGCGCAGUCCACAAAAUCAAGCUCUGAUAGGAUCUGCUGGAAGUUUAGUGAGAGCUGAAGAUUUCUUGGCUAUUAUCGAGGUCAGGAGAGAUGAAGAGGGUGAUCUCGAGCCAGAAACAGAAAUGAAACAUUCAAGUCCAGUUCCCUCAGUGAAGGAAGCUAUUAGGAAAGAUGAGGGUCUCGUUGUCUUCUUUCCGGGAAUACCUGGUUGUGCUAAGUCCGCAAUUUGCAAAGAGAUAUUAAGCACCCCUGGAGGACUUGGUGAUGAUCGUCCAGUCCAUUCCUUGAUGGGUGAUCUAAUCAAAGGAAGAUAUUGGGCGAAGGUUGCUGAAGAACGCCGAAGGAAACCUUUUUCUAUCCUGUUAGCUGACAAAAACGCACCCAAUGAAGAAGUUUGGAGACAGAUUGAGGACAUGUGUCGCAGCACCAAUGCAUCUGCAAUACCUGUAGUACCCGACUCUGAAGGAACUGAAUUAAAUCCAUUCUCUCUUGAUGCACUUGCUGUUUUCAUAUUUCGAGUACUUCACCGUGUUAAUCAUCCGGGGAAUCUUGACAAGUCAUCUCCAAAUGCUGGUUAUGUGUUGCUAAUGUUCUACCAUCUUUAUGAUGGCAAGAGUCGCAGGGAGUUUGAGACUGAGCUUAUUGAACGGUUUGGCUCACUUGUGAAGAUGCCUUUACUCAAAUCUGACAGGUCUCCUUUGCCUGAAAUUUUGAGGUCUACUUUGGAGGAGGGAAUAAACCUUUACAAGCUUCACACUAAUACAUAUGGAAGACUGGAAUCCACAAAAGGCUCAUAUUUGAAGGAGUGGGCUAAUUGGGAAAAGCAAUUGCGAGAGACAUUGCAUGAGAAUGCUGAAUAUCUUCAUUCUAUACAGAUCCCAUUUGAAUUUGCUGUUGAAAAGGUUCGGGAACAAAUUAAGUCAAUUGCAAAAGGGGAGUAUAGGCCUCCUAGUACUGAGAAGCGGAAUUUUGGAGCCAUAGUUUUUGCUGCUAUCACGCUGCCUGUUUCAGAAAUCCAAAGUCUCUUUGACAAUUUAAAUGGGAAGGAUCCUCGGGUCGAAGUUUUCCUUAAAAACCAGGAUUUGAAGAGCAGUCUUUCGAAGGCUCAUUUGACACUUGCUCAUAAGAGAAGUCAUGGUGUAGCUGCUUUAGCGAGUUAUGCUUUGCAUCUUAACCAGCAAGUCCCAGUUGAGAUGACAGCGCUAUUAUUCUCCGAUAAAUUGGCUGCAUUGGAAGCUGAACCUGGCUCAGUUGAUGGGGAGAAAAUAAAUUCAAAGAACGAAUGGCCCCAUGUCACAUUAUGGACUGCUGAAGGAAUUCCGGCCAAAGAAGCGAAUAUGUUGCCCCAGCUGCACACACAAGGAAUGGCUACUCGCAUCGAGAUCAACCCACCUAUCCAAAUGACAGGAACGCUAGAAUUUUAUUGA
Messenger RNA from Fraxinus pennsylvanica, 3573 nucleotides. NCBI's taxonomy places the organism in Eukaryota, Viridiplantae, Streptophyta, Magnoliopsida, Lamiales, Oleaceae. The record is from the annotation of a GenBank genome assembly.